Microthlaspi erraticum is the source of this 1281-nucleotide messenger RNA. Lineage: Eukaryota; Viridiplantae; Streptophyta; Magnoliopsida; Brassicales; Brassicaceae. The record is from the annotation of a GenBank genome assembly.
AUGGAGGUUUCUGCGGAGGAAGCAUUCUCCAGCGAUUGGGGAGAUAGAGUUUCAGAGAAGGUUGUGUUAGCUUAUAUAUCUCUGCCGAAGAAGGGAAAACCUCAGGGACGGGAAGUCACCGUCUUAUCCGCUUUCCUUGUCUCUUCUCCUUCCCAAGACCCGGAAGUGAUAGCGUUAGGGACGGGGACCAAGUGCGUUAGUCGGUCGCUGUUGAGUCCCCGUGGCGACAUUGUGAAUGAUUCUCAUGCCGAGGUUGUCGCCAGAAGAGCUCUGAUGAGGUUCUUCUAUUCCGAGAUUCAGAGGAUGCGAGGGGCUUCGGAUAAGAGAAAAUGUUGUAAUAAUGGAGCCAAGCGUCAGAGAAAUGAUGGCGAAACAAGUUCAAUAUUACUAGAGUUAGACCCAAGCUGUCCUGGAGAUGUGAAAUAUCAGCUCAAAUCUGGAUGCCAUUUGCAUUUGUACAUUUCUCAAUUGCCAUGUGGUUAUGCUUCUACUAGUUCACCCUUAUAUGCACUGAAAAAGAUUCCAUCAACACAAGUAGAUGAGUCACUGUUGGAUAAAGGUUCUCACAUUUGCUCCUCGGGGCAUUCUCAUGUCCCAGAGAUAGAUAAUGCCUCACGAGUAACAGACAUGGUACAAAGAAAGCCUGGUCGCGGUGAAACCACACUCUCUGUUAGCUGUUCAGAUAAGAUAGCUCGAUGGAAUGUUCUUGGAGUUCAAGGGGCAUUGCUUUCCCAAGUCCUUCAGCCUGUGUAUAUAUCUACCAUCACCGUUGGACAAUCUCUGCACUGCCCUGACAAUUUUUCUUUGGGUGAUCACUUGCGAAGAUCUUUGUAUGAGAGGAUUCUUCCAUUGUCGGAUGAGCUAAUGACUUCCUUCCGUUUGAACAAGCCACUCGUUUUUGUAGCUCCAGUACCACCAUCAGAAUUUCAGCAUUCAGAAACUGCUCAAGCUACCUUAACAUGCGGAUAUUCCUUGUGUUGGAACCAAUCUGGCUUACACGAAGUUAUUCUUGGAACAACUGGAAGAAAGCAAGGCACCUCAGCUAAAGGAGCUCUGUAUCCGUCUACUCAGUCGUCUAUAUGCAAACAGAGGUUACUGGAGCUAUUCCUGAAAGAAACUCAUGGACACGAAAGUGAAUCUUCUAAGGCAGAAAGAUCUUACCGAGAGCUGAAGGACAAAGCUACGGAAUAUUCUUUGAUGUCAAAGAUUUUUAAAGGAAAGCAUCCAUUCAACAAUUGGCUAACAAAGCCUUUGAGUUACGAGGAUUUUCUCAUAAAGUAG